Messenger RNA from Blastocystis hominis, 1506 nucleotides. Its product is annotated as Phosphatidylserine decarboxylase. Gene Ontology annotation, molecular function: phosphatidylserine decarboxylase activity. Gene Ontology annotation, biological process: phosphatidylethanolamine biosynthetic process. Gene Ontology annotation, cellular component: mitochondrion. The record is from RefSeq and is a predicted model, not a curated record. The transcript is spliced from 8 exons. Lineage: Eukaryota; Bigyra; Opalinata; Blastocystidae. Bases 1 to 1506 code for a protein of 501 amino acids.
AUGUUUACGGUCGUACGAGCAACACGGGCCACUUCGGGAAAGGCGAUAAGUCGAUGUUUGUUUGCAUCUGCCAAGAGUUCAAAGCCGUUUUACAGAAGAUUUAUCACUCCGACUACGGUCGGAUUAGUUGCGAUCGGUGGAAUUACCUACUACGCCUACACCCACCCGUAUGAUAAAAAUGCCUAUAUUGAAAGUCUUGAAGAUCCCACCGCGUAUGAGGUGGAAACAUUAACACCUAAACAGGUCGCUGCCCACACAAUGCUGUUAACUCGAACGGGAAGUCGUUUGCUGGGCAAGCUUAUGGAUAUCAAAGUUCCUUUAAAAUGGCGUGAGCCGCUCUACUCGCGUGUCUCCAAAUGGGUGGGUAUCGACGUUACCGAAUUCGCCGGCACCUUCGAAGACUACGAAACGCCCAACUCCUUCUUCACUCGCUCUCUCAAACCCUCCGCGCGUCCGAUUCUGCCGUGCGACGAGCUUUUGCUGUCUCCCGUCGACGGCACCGUAUCCGUUCUGGAAGAGCAUCUGCAUCCCUCCGACUCCGUGCAGCUUCGCCAGGUCAAAGGCGUGCGCUACUCGCUCCGCUCCUUCCUUUCGCACCCCUUCCGCAUGCGAGACCCUUCCAACUCGCUAUAUUCCGCCGUGCUCUACCUCUCUCCCGCGGACUACCACCACAUCCACGCUCCCGCGGGACUGGCCAUCGAGGAGCGCGUCCACGUCCCUGGCCGCUUGCUGCCCGUUCUGGAGGCCUAUGCGGCGCACGUGAAAGGCCUCUUCACGCUGAACGAGCGCGUGGUUCUGGCGGGAGAGUGGCCGUACGGGUCCUUCGCGCUGGGCAUGGUGGGAGCGUACAAUGUGGGGUCCAUCCGCAUCGCCGGAGAUUCCGUGCGCACCAAUCUUCCGCACGAGCUGUUGUAUGAGGGCCAUGUGCAUCGGCGCGUGUUCGAGGCGCCGUGGAAGGCCGCGCAGGGCGAGCGAGUCGGGACGUUCGCGCUGGGGUCCACGGUGGUGCUGGCCUUCGAGGCGCCGCAGUUCACCUGGCUGGUGAAGCCGGGCGAGAAGGUGCGCGUAGGACAGCCCAUCGGGUUCGUACGACGCUCGGAGAGAGUCCGGGAGAUCGUGGACUCCGAGUAUCCCGCUAUGGUGGAAAUGGGGAAACGGGGAAACGGGGAAACCGGAGAGAGGAUGCAGACGAGAGAGGAGAUCAUGUCUGGUGGAAAUGGGGAAACUGGGGAAACUGGGGAAAUGGUGGAAACUGGGGAGGAGAUGAAGAGGAUGGAAGGUCAAGAAGAGGUGGAGACUGUGGAGACUGUGGAGACCGUGGAAACCGUGGAAAUAGAGAAGGGAAACGAGUUGGAGAAACCGGAGGAAUUUCCGACAGUGUUGGAAGUGAUGAUUAGCGAGGUGGUUCCGGAAGUGGAGACAACGCAGAAGGAAGAAGUGGAGGAAGAGGAGGAGGAGUGGCUGCUUGUUCCCGUGGAGGGAGAGAAGGAUCCUGAUUUGUGGUAA